This is a messenger RNA of Carlito syrichta (Philippine tarsier), 3309 nucleotides long. It is a transcript of the gene ANKH, whose product is annotated as ANKH inorganic pyrophosphate transport regulator. The coding region runs from base 68 to 1405 and encodes 445 amino acids. Gene Ontology annotation, biological process: phosphate ion transmembrane transport. Gene Ontology annotation, cellular component: membrane. The record is from RefSeq and is a predicted model, not a curated record. Gene Ontology annotation, molecular function: phosphate transmembrane transporter activity. The transcript is spliced from 13 exons. NCBI's taxonomy places the organism in Eukaryota, Metazoa, Chordata, Mammalia, Primates, Tarsiidae.
AGCCAUCGACUUCGGGGAGCAGGCCUUGAACCGGGGCAUUGCUGCUGUCAAGGAGGAUGCAGUUGAAAUGCUGGCCAGCUACGGGCUGGCAUACUCCCUAAUGAAGUUCUUCACGGGUCCGAUGAGUGACUUCAAAAACGUGGGCCUGGUGUUUGUGAACAGCAAGCGAGACAGGACCAAAGCCGUCCUGUGUAUGGUGGUGGCUGGAGCCAUUGCCGCCAUCUUUCACACACUGAUAGCUUACAGCGAUUUAGGCUACUACAUUAUCAAUAAACUGCACCAUGUGGACGAGUCAGUGGGGAGUAAGACGAGAAGGGCCUUCCUGUAUCUCGCGGCCUUUCCAUUCAUGGAUGCAAUGGCAUGGACCCAUGCUGGUAUUCUCUUAAAACACAAAUACAGUUUCCUGGUGGGAUGUGCCUCAAUCUCAGAUGUCAUAGCUCAGGUCGUUUUUGUAGCCAUUUUGCUUCACAGUCACCUGGAAUGCCGGGAGCCCCUGCUCAUCCCCAUCCUCUCCCUGUAUAUGGGCGCACUUGUGCGUUGCACCACCCUGUGCCUGGGCUACUACAGGAACAUUCACGACAUCAUCCCCGAUAGAAGUGGACCCGAGCUGGGGGGAGAUGCAACAAUAAGAAAGAUGCUGAGCUUUUGGUGGCCUUUGGCUCUGAUUUUGGCUACACAGAGGAUCAGUAGGCCUAUCGUCAACCUCUUUGUUUCCCGGGACCUCGGUGGCAGUUCUGCAGCUACAGAGGCGGUGGCAAUUUUGACAGCCACGUACCCCGUGGGUCACAUGCCGUACGGCUGGCUGACGGAAAUCCGCGCUGUCUAUCCUGCUUUCGACAAGAAUAACCCCAGCAAUAAACUGGUGAGCACCAGCAACACGGUGACAGCAGCCCACAUCAAGAAGUUCACCUUCGUCUGCAUGGCCUUGUCACUGACGCUCUGUUUUGUCAUGUUUUGGACACCCAACGUGUCUGAGAAAAUUUUGAUAGACAUCAUUGGAGUGGACUUCGCCUUUGCAGAACUCUGUGUUGUUCCCUUGAGGAUCUUCUCCUUCUUCCCAGUUCCAGUCACCGUGAGGGCCCAUCUCACCGGGUGGCUGAUGACACUGAAGAAGACCUUUGUCCUGGCCCCCAGCUCCGUGCUGCGGAUCAUCGUCCUCAUCGCCAGCCUCGUGGUCCUGCCCUACCUGGGGGUACACGGUGCCACCCUGGGUGUGGGCUCCCUCCUGGCGGGCUUUGUGGGCGAGUCCACCAUGGUCGCCAUUGCUGCAUGCUAUGUCUAUCGGAAGCAGAAAAAGAAGAUGGAGAAUGAGUCGGCCACGGAGGGGGAAGACUCCGCUAUGACUGACAUGCCUCCAACAGAGGAGGUGACAGACAUCGUGGAGAUGAGGGAGGAGAAUGAAUAAGGCACAGGACGCCAUGGGGCACUGCAGGGACAGUCAGGACGACACUUCAGCAUCAUCUUGUCCCUCUCCCAUUGUGUUGUUCCUUUUUUUGUUUUUUGGUAAUGAAGAGGCCUUGGUUCAAAGGUUUCGUGUCAAUUCUCUAGCAUACUGGGUAUGCUCACACUGACAUGGGGACCUAAGGAAAGGUCUUUAUUGUUGCUAUGUCAAAACAAAUGAAACAGCUGACUUCAUGCCCCUGCUUCACAAAAACCCAAAAGACACAGCUGCCUCGGGGUUAUAGCUGUGUCUUCCUCCCUCGGACAAUCUCCACUUGGAACCAAAGGACUGUGGCUGUGCCAUCAUCGCCUCUCAAUCACCCUGCACAGCGGGCCACAGACUCUCUGUCCCUUUUCAUUUUCUCUCUCAAGAAUCAACAGGUGCUUCCUCUGAUCUGCUUCCCAGUCACAUGGCUGUACAAAGAGAUGUAACCCUGGUCACCUGUUCCGUUUCCCUUCCACCAUGGAGUCAUAAGCUGUCUACCACACACAUGCGGAAGGCAGGCCACAGCUUCACACCGAGGAACAGACAUCUGUGACCACGCCGGGCCCACACACAGAGAUCAUCUGUGGGAUGGUCUGAGGCGCCAUGGGCGUAGCAGACUGACACGGUCGCACAGUAGCAUUUCCCUUUGCGUUUUCCAGACUCCAGCAGCCGUCGGUUCUCAUGCUCCGCCAUGUAUAUACAUGAGCUAAUUUUUUUAAGUUGUCACAAAGCGCAUCUCCAGAUGCCAGCACCGUCUGCAUGACUCGUCCCGAGGGCUGACUUCUCAUGCGCCUUUCCUGAAGGUGGCACUAGAGCGAGUUCAGUGGAGCCUUCUAGCUCGAUGUUUAGUUUUUACAGUGAACUGCAGCUUUAAGUCAUAAUCUAGCGUUCUCAUGCCAGGUGGCUGUGCGGUAACUCCAGAAGCAGCUUCACUCCCUGGCCCUGCCACUCGUCGCCAUAACGGCAGCGCAGGCCAUUCAGAGUGUGCUGCGGUACUUCCCUCUCACACCACAUGAUUAAGCAAGAUGUUUUAUAACACUAUCAAAGUCACUAUGUGAUACUCCCUGAAGUAACGCAUUUGAAAUCCAUUUAGUGCAGUAUAUUUUUCUAAGUUUUGGAAAGCGGGUUUUUUCCUUUAAAAAAUUAUGGACUCAGUUCACUAAAUUGUUGAUUUAGUCAAAAUUCCUAGAGUGAAAGAACCUAAACAAAAAAAAUAUUUUAAGGAUAUAAAUAUAUGCCGUAUAUGUUAUGUAAUUUAUUUUAGGCUAUAAUACAUUUCCUAUUUUCGCAUUUUCAAUAAAAUGUCUCUAAUACAAUAUGGUGAUCGCCUGUGUGCUCUACAUACCUGCAGUUGAAAUGUAUCGUAUCAAUGAACAUUGUACCUUAUUCACAGCAGUUUGACAAAGUCUGUCAUUUGUAUAUGAAAGUCAGGGUUGGUAAAUGCCACAACUAUUUUUCAUGCUGGGUAACCUGGGAAUCAAUGGAUUCGUGGGUAUAGACAGGAGUGGGAAGGGACGCAUAAACUGGAAGAGCAAAAAAAGAGAGAAAGAAGUCAGGUUUUGUGUCUGUUGUUUGCAGUGCUGUGUAACCAUAUUGUUCCUCACAGAAAAAAAGAAUGUAAGACCAUGAAGUCAGCUGUGGACAUAACAGGGUUGCAUUCGCGGUUCUGGGGACCCCGUGCCCACUUUGGGGACGGGUCUUUACGCACAUCCUCAGAGUGGAUUUCCUGCAUUUCCAUGUAUAUGAAUGCUGAACAUUAAGACGCAUAGCUGUUUUGCAGUGGUUUCAGAAGCAGAUCUGAGAAGAUGGGGGGGAAAAUAUCUAAUUGUAUCAGCUUUUUUAAAGUACAUGACUAGAAAAUUAAACAGCAGUAUUUUUUAACA